Molecule: messenger RNA, 1119 nt
Organism: Melanotaenia boesemani (Boeseman's rainbowfish)
Lineage: Eukaryota; Metazoa; Chordata; Actinopteri; Atheriniformes; Melanotaeniidae
Exons: 6
Coding region: 67-1119 (350 amino acids)
Source: RefSeq, a predicted model, not a curated record
AACAAUGCAGAACCAUUCGGGGCAGAGCCAGAUGAAUCAGGAGAGGAGGAUGGUGAAGAGAUCACGAUGGAGGCUGUUGAAGCCGGCCCCUUGCUGGAGCAGGAUGAUGGCCUGGAAUACCAACUGCCAAAGCACCAUCGCUGUGCCUGUCAUCUUCUGAACCUGGUGGCAACAGUUGAUGUCCAAGCAGUGAAUGAAGACCGGAUCUACAUAAAGCUCUCUCGCUCAUCGUUUGCAAAGUGCCAGGCUCUCUGGAACAAGAGCAGCAGAUCCACCUCGCCUACAGAGAUAAUUGAAGAACACUGCAAACUCCAGCUCCUGAGGCCUUGUGAAACAAGGUGGAAUUCUCUCUUCUAUGCUGUUGAGAGGAUUGUACGGAUUGUGAAAGAACAAGGAGAAGCAGCCAUUGCAGCGAUCUGCAGCACGCUGAAGAUUCCGAUGUUCAGUCCUGCUGAGAUUGCUUUUCUCACAGAAUAUGCAAAGACCAUGAGCCCAGUUGCAAAAGCAGUUGAUGUUCUUCAGGGUGAGGCAAACGUGCAGAUGGGGUGGCUUGUACCCACCAUCACACUGCUCAAGUCCAAGCUCCAGAACCUUCACACCACCUCCAAGUACCGUGGGCCAUUGGUGGAUGCUCUUCAAGCAGGGCUUGAACGUCGCUUUGGAGAGACGCUUGCUGAUCCAGAGCUGAUUGCUGCUGCCAUUCUUGUCCCCAAGUUCAGGACACGCUGGACUACUGAUGAAGGCAUCAUUAAAUGUGGCCUUGACUACAUCAAAACCCACCUGAAGGAGCAGAGUAGUGCAGCACAGUCAGGUGACUCUCUGUCGUCAGCAGAAGAGGAGGACUUCUUUUUGUCAAUCAAGCAGACAGAUCAACGGGACGGUAACACCAAACAACUAGAGUCCUACCUGGCCAGUCCAACUGAUACCAUGGACAUCCUAAAAACAUUUCCAUCUGUGUGCCACCUGUCUCUUAAGCUCAACACACCACUACCUGCCUCAGCUGCCUGUGAGAGGCUUUUUAGCACAGCAGGAAUGAUUUUUAGUCCCAAGAGGGCUAAGCUGCUUUCUGAGAACUUGGAAAACCUGCUUCUCAUGAAGCUCAGCAAAAGGUUUUGUUAA